This is a messenger RNA of Tripterygium wilfordii, 1110 nucleotides long. Its product is annotated as chromatin remodeling protein EBS-like. The record is from RefSeq and is a predicted model, not a curated record. Bases 201 to 884 code for a protein of 227 amino acids. Gene Ontology annotation, molecular function: chromatin binding. The transcript is spliced from 5 exons. Lineage: Eukaryota; Viridiplantae; Streptophyta; Magnoliopsida; Celastrales; Celastraceae.
AUUUUCAUUUAGCUACUGUAACACAGGUCAACAAGCGUCACGGUCUCUUGUCUCCUCCAUCCCUCUCGUCCAUGAAAACCACCACCACUUUCACCGCCGUGACCACCGGCCGCUAAAGUUUCAGGCUUUCUCAUCUCGCUUUUAGAAAAGAUCCAGACUUUUGACAUUUCAACCACUCGAACGAAUUCAGACAGGCUUCCAUGGCGAAAACCCGACCCGGACUGUCCACUUCCAAUCCCAAUCCGAAUCCCAAGGCAGCGAAGAAAGACAUCAACUCCUACACGAUUCGUGGGACGAACAAGAUCGUGAAAGCUGGGGAAUGUGUGCUGAUGAGACCAUCGGACAUCGGGAAGCCACCAUACGUGGCGAGGGUCGAGAAGAUCGAAACUGACCACAGGAAUAACGUGAAGGUUAGGGUUCGGUGGUACUACAGGCCUGAGGAAUCGCUUGGUGGCAGGAGGCAGUUUCAUGGCGCAAAGGAGCUCUUUUUAUCGGAUCACUAUGACGUGCAGAGUGCACACACCAUUGAAGGCAAGUGCACUGUCCACUCAUUCAAGAACUACACUAAGCUGGAGAAUGUUGGGGCUGAGGAUUACUACUGUAGGUUUGAAUAUAAGGCUUCCACUGGAGCAUUCACGCCUGACCGGGUUGCUGUGUAUUGCAAGUGUGAGAUGCCGUAUAACCCGGAUGACCUUAUGGUGCAAUGCGAGGGAUGCAAGGACUGGUACCAUCCUGCUUGUGUGGGCAUGAGUAUUGAAGCAGCAAAAAACUUGGAUUUUUUUACCUGUGAGGAUUGUAAGAAAGAAAUGAAAAAGUCUCAGAAUGGAUUUCAUGAAUCGCCACCAGCUGAAAGCAAGGUGGAAGCCAAACGCCGGAAGAGAUAAAAGUGCAUCUGGUGUAAAGAGUGUACUAGGAGACAAUGGAUCUGCUUGCAAAAUUAGCUGGUAGGAUCUUUGUUGCAUAACUUGUAUAGUGCAGCGAAACAAUGGUGUGCUUCGUUCAAACUUGCGGCUACUAAUUUUUAUGGGUUUGUUUCACUUGUUGAUGAUGUGCCUAGAUUUUCUGUUAUAAUCUAUGUCCAAGGAAAGGAAAAAAGGAAUCCUUUUUAUA